Messenger RNA from Scomber japonicus (chub mackerel), 2875 nucleotides. It is a transcript of the gene pak4, whose product is annotated as p21 protein (Cdc42/Rac)-activated kinase 4. The record is from RefSeq and is a predicted model, not a curated record. The transcript has 11 exons. Bases 179 to 2155 code for a protein of 658 amino acids. Gene Ontology annotation, molecular function: protein serine/threonine kinase activity; ATP binding. Gene Ontology annotation, cellular component: cytoplasm. NCBI's taxonomy places the organism in Eukaryota, Metazoa, Chordata, Actinopteri, Scombriformes, Scombridae. Gene Ontology annotation, biological process: intracellular signal transduction; regulation of MAPK cascade; protein phosphorylation.
CAUGGCGUCGGGAAAGUGAGACUUCGGGCUAAUGUCACACAGUUUGAUCAAAGUUAGUGUGCUUCACCUCUUUUAAAUAGCACAAAGUUUUUACUCCACACCUCGGCGGCAGCUGGAAACGUGUACCUGGGAGUUUCGGGGGGUCUGAUGUUAGGCUGCAGCCGCCUCAGCCGCCAUCAUGUUCACCAAGAAGAAGAAAUCUCGUAUCCAGAUCUCGGCGCCGUCUAACUUCGAGCACCGCGUGCACACAGACUUCGACGAGCAGGAGCAGAAGUUUGUCGGGUUGCCGCGGCAAUGGCAGUCGCUCAUUGAAGACACGGCGAAGAGGCCCAAACCCUUCAUCGAUGCAACCGUCAUCACUACUGUAGAGCCACGCAAGACUAUUGUACGUGGCAGUAAGAUCGGGGUGGACGGUUCUCUGACAUGGCUGCUGGAUGAAUUUGACACAAUGUCGGUGACUCGCUCCAACUCCCUGCGACGAGGCAGUCCUCCCAUCCAGCCUCGCAGGGACUCUUCCUCUGUAGUAGGAGGAGGAGGAGGGCAGGAGAAUGGAGACCCUCACCACAGACACUACUCACACCCAGACAGACAGGAGAGAGACCGAUCCAGACCAGAUCACCAUGGCGGAGGUGACCCCCGCCAGAGUGAGCGCGGGGUCCGUCUGCCUCAAAGAGACGAUGGAGUCCAGGGUCGGCCCCAGCAGCAACCGCGGGGCCAAGAGCCCAGCAGGGCCCACAGGGACAGACCGGCUCCUCCUCACAGAGACAGAGAGCCUCGGGACCGGGACCAGGAGCAGGGGGUCCGCAGGGAUCAACCCGGUGACCACCGGCCAAAGUCCAGCUACGUGUCACGUGACGGCAGCCCUCAGUCUCCCAGGGAGAAGAGGCCUCUCUCCGGGCCCAACAUCCGCACCCCAAACCUGCCGGUGACAGAGGGAGUGAUGAAGACCGCCCAGCAGACCACACGGCCAUUCAACACCUACCCGAGGACGGACAGUGAGGGAGGACGCAGCCCCACAGGACAGCCGGUGCGACACCAUGAAUCCUCUCCUCAAAACGGUCCCUCUAGCGGCUCCCAACGAGGUUCCUCCAAGCCCCCUGUGAGCCACCAGCACCCUCACCACACCUCCCACCCCAGCCUGACCCCCGAUGCCACCCAGCAUCCACACACUCCUCACCCCAACGUUCCAGCCCCGCGGCCGCCCGUACCUUCCGGGCCCCCGGCGUCCAGUGCUCCGCCCCAGGGCCGCUCCCCCCAGAGGGAGCCGCAGAGGGUUUCCCACGAGCAGUUCAGGGCAGCGCUACAGAUGGUUGUCGAUCCCGGUGACCCACGGACCUACCUGGACCACUACAUCAAGAUAGGGGAGGGGUCCACGGGGAUUGUGUGUAUCGCCACGGUGAAGACCACGGGGAAACUGGUCGCUGUGAAGAAGAUGGACCUGAGGAAACAACAGCGUAGAGAACUGCUCUUUAACGAGGUGGUGAUCAUGCGGGACUAUCACCAUGAGAACGUAGUGGAGAUGUACAACAGCUACCUGGUGGGGGACGAGCUGUGGGUCGUCAUGGAGUUCCUUGAAGGAGGGGCUCUUACUGACAUUGUGACGCACACUAGGAUGAACGAGGAGCAGAUUGCCACCGUGUGUCUGUCUGUCCUGAAAGCGCUGUCUGUCCUCCACACACAGGGCGUUAUCCACAGAGACAUAAAGAGCGACUCCAUCCUCCUCACUCAUGACGGACGGGUGAAGCUGUCAGACUUUGGUUUCUGCGCCCAAGUCUCGAAGGAAGUGCAGAGGAGAAAGUCUCUGGUUGGCACGCCGUACUGGAUGGCACCAGAGCUCAUAUCCAGACUUCCUUACGGACCAGAGGUGGAUAUCUGGUCUCUGGGUAUCAUGGUCAUCGAGAUGGUGGACGGGGAGCCUCCGUACUUCAAUGAGCCGCCGCUCAAAGCCAUGAAAAUGAUUCGUGACAACCUUCCUCCCAAACUGAAGAAUCUGCACAAGGUCUCUCCUCUGCUCAAGGGCUUCCUGGACAGGAUGCUGGUGCGAGACCCAGCUCAGCGGGCGACGGCCAGCGAGCUCCUCAAACACCCCUUCCUGACGAAGGCCGGCCCACCGUCCUGCAUCGUCCCACUGAUGAGGCAGAACAGGAUGAGAUGAGACACGUGACAACACUAAAAAAGAUCUCCAGACUCUGGAGGGGGCAGAGAGGCGUGUUGUGCAGGUUCAAAUGCGAAAGAGUACUCCUGCACACAGCACAGAGAGCAAGAGGAGGGGUUAGUGCAAGCCCACAGAGGUCAAAGGUCACGGGCACCAAAAACCCAACAAAACAAAAAAAAAAAGAAACACUCAGAAAAUACUGCGAGCUGUGAAGCGUAAACUGGGUGUGCAGGAGUAUUCUACUUUUCUUAUGUGAAUCACUGAACUGUGGGGAACGUAUUCCCCGGAGAAGAGGCAAUAAGGAGGGGUGUGUGUGAGUGUGCGUGUGUAUGUAAAAAUAUGUUGUCAACACUGUUAAUGACAGUGUUUUCAUGGCUCAUACCUGUCAGCGUGUGUGAGCUCUUUGAGUCAUUUUUUUUGUUUUUUUAGCUGAUCUCUCGCAAACAUUUCCUUGAUUUCUUCUAAGGGUCUGACCUGGAAAGAUUGACGACUGUAGCAUCUUACCUGGAUUUUCUUUUUUAAGUGUGAAGGUGUUUUUUUGCACACACCAAUCAGAUGCUUUGAAGGAGCAGAAAGAGCCCAUAUGUAAAUUUUUUAGAAGGACCUUUUUAAAUCUCACGUUUGGGGGACUGUCUGGAACCCGAAUUUUUCUUCACUACAAGAAAUGUCUCUCUCUAUUUCUCUCUCUCUCUCUCACAUGCACACGCACACACAGACAGA